Orbicella faveolata is the source of this 587-nucleotide messenger RNA. RefSeq lists its product as uncharacterized. Lineage: Eukaryota; Metazoa; Cnidaria; Anthozoa; Scleractinia; Merulinidae. The record is from RefSeq and is a predicted model, not a curated record.
UGUAGCUAAGCGCAUUGACCACUAUAAACAACAACAUUUGAACAUUUGAACGCCAUCAUAAACGCCCUGAAUACCUUGGAUGAGAAUUUUUGCAUGCCUCAGUCAUAAUUUUAACUCAAUUAGCGGCUAAAUAAACGCUUAUAACUUCCAGAACCAGAUCUGGACAAUAUGUGCAAUGUCCGUUACCGUAACAUUGGCUGCUACAACGACUUUCACAUGAGGCAACGACCCCUACCUGAUCGAUUGUCGCCCAAAGAGUCAGAAUGUCUGAAGCUGAGAGACCUCAAGGUGAUACUGAAUAACGAGACACUGAUGAAAGCCUGGAACGACAACAUGUAUGAAUUUGUUUGCCGCUGUGCUGAGGCGGCAAAGAAAGAGAAGUACAACUUCUUCGGGGUGCAAAAUUGUGGCGAAUGCUGGGCCGCAAAAGGAGAAUUUCUGGUGAAUGUGAAUGGUUUAAGUGAUCAGUGUUUGACUUACGACGCGGAGGAUUGUGCCUUGAACUCCAAAGUAUGUGUUGGAGAGAAAUACACCAUUUACGCGUACAGUGUUGUAGCCAGUCGAUUUGGAAAGUAAAAUUAAAGGAU